Camarhynchus parvulus is the source of this 4307-nucleotide messenger RNA. It is a transcript of the gene DLG3, whose product is annotated as discs large MAGUK scaffold protein 3. Gene Ontology annotation, molecular function: kinase binding. Bases 2041 to 3234 code for a protein of 397 amino acids. The record is from RefSeq and is a predicted model, not a curated record. NCBI's taxonomy places the organism in Eukaryota, Metazoa, Chordata, Aves, Passeriformes, Thraupidae. The transcript has 12 exons. Gene Ontology annotation, biological process: chemical synaptic transmission. Gene Ontology annotation, cellular component: neuron projection; postsynaptic density membrane; neuromuscular junction.
UUUGCAGUGUUGAUAAGCAUGUCCUGAGCGUGUUGAGCACUGUGGGGAUCAGCCCUGGCUCACCUCCCUGCUGCACCCUGGGCAAGCUUCCUGCGAGGGUUUCAGCUGCACAGGAGGUGUUCCAGAGCCAAGGUGGCCCUAAGUUAGGGAGCAGAGGCAGGAGCACUCCUUGCUGGGGGUGAUCUGCUGGUAAUUGUCUCCAAGACUGUUCCAAUGUGCAGUUAAAGGGUGCCCAUGGCACCUGGCAGUGCCCUGUGCUCAGUCCUGGGGUAACCUUGUCUCCCCUGCUCUGGGAGGGAGGCAGUGGGUUUGCUUUGGCUGCUCCUCCACUCUCUGCCCUCCCUCAGCUGCAGCAAAUCUGGGUUGGUGGCUCCUUGCAGACCCUUCCUAGGGCAGGACUGUGUUUGCUCCAUGGGGGUUAAAGCCAGAGCCGCCCCUGUGUCCUCCAGUUUGCUGCAGCCAGCCUGGUUUGUGCUUCUUGUCGUUUUACCACCCCUCCCAGUAGUGUGGCCACUCUAACAAAACUAGGAAAGGCCCUUUCCAUGGAGUGCCCCAGCUGAAAUGGGGACAUUUGAGAGCUUUGGGCUGCUUGCAGAGGGAUGCACAUGCCAUUUCUGGCAGCGCAGUGGCACCCACAGGUUGCCCUUCCAACACCUCCACCCUGAUGCUGGGGUGGAGAAAUCUCCUUUUGCCCUGUGUUUCCUGCCCAGUCCCAGGCAGUGCAUCCUCCACACUUCUUGUAGAAAAGAGUGUUGCAGGAGGAGUGAGUCUGUGCAGCAGGAGCAGUGUUCCCCUCAGUGUGGGGCAUGCAGGGAAUCUGUGCCCCAGCAGGGUUUGCCAUGACCUGGCUGGGGACAAGGGCUGUGGCGGUACCAAAGAGGGUUUAAAAAGAAGCUGUACCCACUUCUGGCAGAUGCUCCUCUGGGAUUCAAGAGCUUAUGGGUAUUGCAGGGCAGAAUGAGCUGUGUGGGUCAAGAGAUGGAGUGGGAUGGAGCUCCCUUCCCUCUGCUGAGAGCACAAUAAAACUGGUGCUGCUUGGGUGGCAGAACUCGGUUUUCUUGUGAAAUUAGCAUUGUCCACGCCUUGCUGUAUCUGUGUUUCCCUCUGCCAGCAGGAAGGCAGGUGAGGCAGUGGGUGCCCCUUGGCGUGGGGCAGCCAGGGGCUCUCAUGGUCCCUACAUUAACUGACCCUGCCUGGUGUUACAGCAGCUCUGGGUGUUACACGGCAGGAGAGGAGGCUUUGCAGGGAGUUUCGUGUGUGCCACUUGGCAGUUUUUGUGUGUAUUGCUUUUUUUUUCCCAUCCUUAAGUAAAAAUGUAUCUUUGGCAAGUGGGUGUAGCAGGGGUAUCCCCAGGCUGUAGAGUCAGGAAAUGCCGAGCUGCAGCUGCACCAUCCCAUAACCCCAGCCCUGCUUUUGUCUGCACUGACGGUCCAUGGGAGAGGGGCUGUCUCCCAAACAAAGCCCACAGAGCAUUUCUGAGCAGUGUUGCUGCUCCCCCCAUGUGAGGUGGCGCCACAAGCCCAGCGCAGCUGUGGCUCUGCUCCGCAGUGAGUGCUUGCCUCAACAGCUGAGCUGCCAUGCUCCCCUCCCCAGAAUUAAAACCCAAGCCACAUCUAAACCACUGGGUCGUGGACAAGACUUUCUAGGCAAGUCUUACAGCACAGAUGAGCCUGGUCCUCUCUCACCUGUAACUGCCCAAGGGACAAAAUGAAGGCUGUGAGGCAAGGUCUGGCAGUGUGGGCUGUGGCAGUGCCAGCAGCUUUCCUGGAGCCACAGCUGCACUUUCCCCAUUCGGCCCUGGGUAGGGAGGCCUGGAGCCUCCACCCCUGCGUGUCAGCCCGACCUUUACACCCAGCUGGAGGCUGAAGGUCGGGCUGCUGCAGCGCUGGGUGCCGGGCUGGCGGCUGCUCCUGCCCAGCCGCCUGGCAGGAAGGUGCUGGUGUCUUCUGGAGCGUUCCCCAGCUCUUCCUGCACGUCUCUGCUGCUGGGAUGUAGAAGCAAAAGGGCCAGACAGGCUGGUGGGCAGGAUGCCUCGUGGGGAUGAGCCCUGGGCCAGCCGUGCCUGCACUGAGCAGCCCUGUCCCCGCAGAGUACAGCCGCUUCGAGUCCAAGAUCCACGACCUGCGGGAGCAGAUGAUGAACAGCAGCAUGAGCUCGGGCUCGGGCUCGCUCCGCACCAGCGAGAAGAGAUCGCUCUACGUCCGAGCCCUGUUUGACUAUGACCGGACCAGGGACAGCUGCUUGCCCAGCCAGGGGCUCAGCUUCUCCUACGGGGACAUCCUGCACGUCAUCAACGCCUCGGAUGACGAGUGGUGGCAGGCCAGGCUGGUCACAGCCCACGGCGAGAGCGAGCAGAUCGGGGUCAUCCCUAGCAAGAAGAGGGUGGAAAAGAAGGAGAGAGCACGGUUGAAAACAGUGAAGUUCCACGCCAGGACUGGCAUGAUUGAGUCCAACAGGUCGAUCAAAACGAAACGUAAAAAGAGUUUCCGCCUCUCUCGAAAGUUCCCAUUUUACAAGAGCAAAGAGAACCUGGCCCAGGAGAGCAGCGGACAGGAACAGGGCGUGACAUCAAACACCAGUGACAGCGAGAGCAGUUCCAAAGGACAAGAGGACACCAUCCUGUCGUACGAGCCAGUGACGCGGCAAGAAAUUCACUAUGCCAGGCCAGUGAUCAUCCUGGGCCCGACCAAGGACAGAAUUAACGACGACCUCAUCUCUGAAUUCCCACACAAGUUUGGUUCCUGCGUGCCCCACACCACCAGGCCUCGGCGUGAGAACGAGGUGGACGGCCAGGACUACCACUUUGUGGUGUCCCGGGAGCAGAUGGAGAAAGACAUCCAGGACAACAAGUUCAUAGAGGCUGGGCAGUUCAAUGACAAUCUCUAUGGCACCAGCAUCCAGUCCGUGCGGGCGGUGGCAGAGCGGGGGAAGCACUGCAUCCUGGAUGUGUCUGGCAAUGCUAUCAAGAGGUUGCGACAAGCACAACUUUAUCCCAUUGCCAUUUUCAUCAAACCUAAAUCCAUUGAAGCCCUCAUGGAGAUGAACCGGAGACAGACAUAUGAACAGGCCAACAAGGUCUUUGACAAAGCCAUGAAACUUGAGCAAGAGUUUGGAGAAUAUUUUACAGCCAUCGUACAAGGAGACUCUCUUGAAGAAAUUUACAGCAAAAUCAAACAGAUCAUUGAGGACCAGUCCGGGCACUACAUCUGGGUCCCGUCCCCAGAGAAACUCUGAAGAUGUCUCCCUCCUGCUUCCCUGUGAGCAGAAGAUCUAUGAAGUCCCACCCAUCCGAGCCCUCUGCCCCGAGGGGGAGGGAAUGAAAACUAUUCCUGCUCCCUUUUUUAGAUCGUCGCAAAAUUGAGUUUUCUAGUCCUGUUUCUUUUGUUGGGAUGAACUGAUAUCAUUCAUCACGUGACUGUUCCCACCAUUCCUGCAUGGACCUUCCCACUGCUCCAGUAGAGACAGACAAGAACCCAUUCAAGGUCGUUUUUUUAUUAUUAUUAUUAUAUUAUUAUUAUUAUUAUUAUUAUUAUUAACUAAACAAAGAAUCAAGAUGGGAGGAGGCAGCUAAGGACUAAUGUAAGAAGACAAGUGAAACAAUGGACUCUGAACACAUGAGCUGGUAUCAGAGCUCCAGGGGCAUUUUUCCAAGUGUGACCGUCUAGCAGCUCUGAACAGUGCGACAGAUGGGGCAGCAGAAAGCAUUUUAUUUAUCUGUAUAUGUAAUUUAUAUAUAAUAUAGAGGAGAGAUAUUAUAUAUAUAUUAUAUAUAUAUAUGUAUGUGGACUAGGAAAUCUGAGGGACCUCUCUGGAAAGGUGUUGUAUUAUUGCAAGGUUCUCUCAGUUCCUCUGUCCCAAGCACUCGGCGUAGGGAGUCCACUUGGGCAGGAAGAGCUCAAACGGUACCAGGUGCUUUGGAAACUUCUCCCGUCCAGGCCAGUUCCCUGCAGCCCCCCUGGGUCUGAGACAGGCCAGAGACUGGUACUGCCUGUGCAGGAGGGACCAGAGCAAGGAGCAGCAGCUGGCCUGCGAGAGGCUGGGAGACAGAGACUGAGCAGGAGGCUGCAAAGCAAGAGAAUGGAUGAUGCUACAUAUUAAAUUGCACAUUGUUUUACACAUCACCUUAUGUGUUUGCAUGAGAGGUUUCCUUUUGGUUCUAUUUUUUUAAGCUGAUUUUAAACCAAAACCAUAUUGUGUUGUUGUGUUGGCUUUUUUAAUUAUUAUUAUUAUUAUUAUUAUUAUUAUUAUUCCAUUUUUCUCUUGUCAAUGAUGAACUGAAUGGGUAUAAAAUCCAGUUUUUUAACUUA